Messenger RNA from Erigeron canadensis, 2259 nucleotides. RefSeq names its product peptidyl-prolyl cis-trans isomerase CYP65. Gene Ontology annotation, biological process: protein polyubiquitination; protein folding; protein peptidyl-prolyl isomerization. Gene Ontology annotation, molecular function: peptidyl-prolyl cis-trans isomerase activity; ubiquitin-ubiquitin ligase activity. The transcript is spliced from 11 exons. The coding region runs from base 184 to 1959 and encodes 591 amino acids. Gene Ontology annotation, cellular component: catalytic step 2 spliceosome. The record is from RefSeq and is a predicted model, not a curated record. Lineage: Eukaryota; Viridiplantae; Streptophyta; Magnoliopsida; Asterales; Asteraceae.
AGGUUGGUCAUAUGGGCUUGAUAUUAGUUUGGGUCUUGAUGAUGUCGGUCGUAUCGGCUUAGAUGCCUACCACCACCGGUGAAUGAAGGCGGCUGGACGGAAUAUUAUUAGCGACCAUAACUCAAGGGACCCAACAAGAGCUGCAAAUCCAAGAUUUUCAAAAAACCCUAAAAUUAGGUCAAGAUGGGGAAGAAACAGCACAGUAAAGAUCGUAUGUUCAUAACGACUACCGAAUGGGCCACCGAGUGGGGCGGCGCUAAAUCCAAAGACCUCCGUACCCCUUUCAAACGCCUUCCCUUCUAUUGCUGCGCGCUAACAUUUACUCCCUUUGAGGAUGCAGUCUGCACUCAAGAUGGCAGUGUUUUUGAUAUCAUGCACAUAAUUCCUUACAUAAGGAAGUACGGAAAGCAUCCUGUUUCUGGAGCUCCUCUCAAACAACAAGAUCUCAUCCCACUAACGUUUCACAAGAAUUCUGAAGGGGAGUAUCAUUGCCCUGUGCUGAACAAAGUUUUUACGGAGUUCACUCACAUAGUUGCAAUUAAGACAACUGGAAAUGUGUUCUCUUAUGAGGCAAUUAAAGAAUUGAAUCUUAAAACCAAGAAUUGGAAAGAGCUUUUAACUGAUGAACCCUUCAAAAGAGAAGACAUCAUUACAAUCCAGAAUCCAAAUGCACUUGAUAGCAAAACUCUGGUGGAUUUUGACCAUGUCAAGAAAAGCUUGAAAGUUGAUGAUGAAGAACUUACAAAAAUGGAGUCAGAUCCAACCUACAACAUCAAUGUGAUCGGUGAUAUUAAGCAGAUGCUAAAGGAGCUUAAGACAGAAAAGGGACGAGAACUUGCAUUACAUGGAGGUGGUGGAGACAAGGCACAAAAUGAAAGGGCUGCUGCACUCGCUACCAUCUUGGCCGCUCGAGAACGUAUAAAAGAUAACCCAAAAUCAGAUGGUGAAGUAAAAGCUCAACAGGCUUUUAGUAUUGUUGAUGCUGCAUCUGCUUCUGUGCAUGGAAGAAGUGCUGCUGCUGCCAAAGCUGCUUCAAGUGAUAAAACUGCUGCUCGAAUAGCCAUGCAUAUGUCUGGUGACAGGACACCAGUAAAUGCUAAGAUGGUAAAGAGUCGUUACACAAGUGGAGCAACAUCUAGAUCUUUCACAUCUACUUCAUAUGAUCCAGUCACAAAGAAUGAGUAUGAAUAUGUAAAAGUUGAAAAAAACCCAAAGAAAAAGGGUUAUGUUCAGCUGCAUACUACCCAUGGUGAUCUAAACAUCGAACUACAUUGCGAUAUAGCUCCUAGAGCAUGCGAGAACUUCAUCACUCUCUGUGAACGAGGUUAUUACAAUGGAGUAGUUUUCCACAGAAAUAUAAGAAACUUUAUGAUACAAGGUGGUGAUCCAACUGGGACCGGGAAAGGAGGUGAAUCUAUAUGGGGAAAGCCCUUUAAAGAUGAAGUAAAUUCGAAAUUGCUUCAUUCUGGAAGGGGUGUGGUGAGCAUGGCAAACAGUGGGGCCCACUCCAAUGGCUCACAGUUUUUCAUCCUUUACAAGUCCGCAACCCAUUUGAAUUUCAAGCAUACGGUUUUUGGUGGAGUUGUAGGAGGCUUGCCAACUUUGUCAGUAAUGGAGAAGGUCCCUGUUGAUGAUGACGAUCGACCUCUGGAAGAGAUAAAGAUAAUUAGUGUAUCAGUAUUUGUGAAUCCUUACUCAGAACCAGAUGAAGAAGAAGAGGAAAAGAAGACUGAGGAGGAAAAGACCAUUGAGGAUGAAGAAAAUGAAAAGAUUGGAUCAUGGUAUAGCAAUCCUGGCACGGGAGCUGAUGCAGAAGGUUCUGGUGGCGGUGUUGCUAAAUACCUAAAAGCAAAGACCACCAAGGUGGACUCGACCUCUGCAUCUGAUGGUAAUGCCAUCGUAAAGAAAAGGAAAGUAGUUGUCUCAAAAGAACAACUUAAUAAUUUUUCUGAUUGGUAAGAAUUACAACUUUUACGCAUUAUCGUCUAAGCAGUUGGUGUGCCGUGAAGAAGGUACACAAACAUAGGAUUGGAUUAUUUGUUACCGAGUAAUCGAGUAGUAGAGUUACCCUCUGUCAUUUGUCCUGAAGGCAUUCCAGGGUAACUGGCUCGGGAAACCAAACCCAAUUCCAAGAGCAUUGGAUUAUUUUGAUCCAGAAUGUAGUUGUAUUUUAUGUACCGUUGUGCAUUUAAUGAGGAAGAAAAAUGUAACAAUAUUUGCAUGGAUCGGUAAAGCUACAAUUCUUUGGUUUUAACCAUA